UUUUUUAUUUUAUUUUUACUGGCACUCUCUGUAUAUAUCUUCCGUUCGUUCUUCUACAUUGUUUUGUUUUUCUUCACCGGGUUCUUCUUAUUCUUUUUAGUGUUUAAAUUUCAACCAAAAGAAAAUUGUAUGUAUAUAUUAAAAUUUUGAUAAAUAAGAAUUUAACUCUGCCAAGUCAGUUUUUUUACCCACCUCCCUGCACGAAUUCAGUGAGAUGGUAAUUGGAGAAUUUUUUUUGUGUUUUUUUAGCCCUAGUCCCUUAUGACGAGUAUUACAAAUUGAGUAAUGAAACAAUUUUAGCAAAAUGAGGGAUAGUAUUAUCUCCGCAGCCAGACACUACCUCCCGAGUAUUGAACUCGAUCUCGUUUUUGGAUUCAAAAGAUACAUUCCCGCGCUCUGCUUCGACCACCAAAAUCAAAUUUUAUUCUUUUGACCGGAAAAUGAUAUUGGAGCUCCAAGCAGGCCGCACGUAGAGAGAGAAAAAGGAAGAGAGAGAAAAUGGCCGUCAUUUCCAGAGAUCCGGACGACAACACUCCCUCCCUCGAUGAUCCCCUAUUGCCAUGGCUCUGGUCAAUCAAGAAAGAAUUAGACGAUCCAGGUGCAGUCACUAACAAUGGCACAGUUCUCGAUAACCUGUUAUCUGACUGUAUCGGAACCUUCAAGAACGAAGGUCGCUACAGAAACGAUGUCAGAUUUCUCAAGAUAUGGUUUCUCUAUAUGGACAGUAGUCAAGAAUUUGAAAGCAUUUUCAGAGAAUUGGAGCAGAAUAAGAUAUGUAUUACUCAUUCAAUGCUUUAUGAAUCAUAUGCGUUGUUUCUGGAAGCAAAGGGAAAGUUAACUGAUGCACUUAUGGUUUAUCAAUUGGGAAUUUCAAGGAAUGCUGAGCCAGUAGAGAGGUUGAAUAAGGCGCAUGCCUUAUUUCGUGAUAGAGUCUCCAAAAUCGUGAAUACUUGUUCACUUGAGAAGAUCGAUGCUAGUGAUUCUUUAGAGCAUGGUGGAAGGUUCAUUGACCCAUGGUCGAUCUCCACGGUUAAACAUCUGCUGCAGAAGAUGAAUCCUAAAAUUAUGAAAUACGAAGGUUACCAUCCAAGUACUAAAGCUUAUCAGGGAAAAGUAGCUUUGUCUUCUUUGCAUAAAUCAGCUCGGAACAAGGUUGUUGAGAUAGGUGGAAAGAAGUACCAGAUCAAAGGUUGUGCAGGUCAGGGUGGGUUUGCUCAAGUAUUCAAAGCAUAUAUCAACAGUAACCCUAAUGAUGUUGUUGCAUUAAAGAUACAAAAGCCUGCUUUCCCUUGGGAGUUCUACAUGUAUCGCCAACUGGAUAUGCGGAUCCCAGACAAGGAAAGGCCGCGCUUUGGUUUUGCUCACAGAUUGCAUCUCUAUUCUGACUACAGCAUACUUGUCUCUGACUAUUUAUCUCAUGGGACACUUCAGGAUGCCAUAAACUCUAAUGUGGUCAUUGGUGGGUUUAUGGAAGAAGUUUUAUGUAUUUAUUACACUAUAGAGAUGCUCUCCAUGCUGGAAACUCUGCAUCAUGCUGGCAUCAUUCAUGGUGAUUUCAAGCCUGAUAAUCUGCUUAUUUGCUAUGCUAGGGAUGAUCUUACAGAGGAUAAUUUUCGUGACCGUACUGGUCCUUGGCGUGAUCAGGGACUGUGCCUUGUUGACUGGGGAAGGGGAAUAGACCUGAGUCUAUUUCCUGACAACACAGAGUUUAAGGGAGACUGUCGAACUUCUGGCUUUCGUUGUAUUGAAAUGCAAGAGAAAAAGCCAUGGAAAUUUCAGGUAGACACUUACGGCCUCUGUGUAAUUGUGCAUUUGAUGCUGCAUAAUUCAUAUAUGGAGAUCCAAAAAAAAGAAUCUCCUGAUGGUGGCUAUGUUUAUCAACCCAAAACAUCUUUCAAACGCUAUUGGCAAGUUGAGCUGUGGAAGAACCUUUUCACAAAGCUGCUUAACAUUAGUCCGAACGAUGAUCCCAAGAAGAUUUUGCAGAAUUUGAGGGAGUCGUUCCGGGAUUACAUGUGCUCAAAUCCUCAGCUGAUUAAAAAGCUAAAGCAGUUACUGAUAAAGCAAAGGACUUCCUUGUGUUCUGCUUAGACUGUUAUUAAUCCUUUCCAAGGAAUCUACGUUUUAUUUUGCAAUGCAGCCAAAACAAAAUCAAAAUGGUGCAGGAGUUUGACAAGGGAGCAUCUGCAGUCUCAUGCGGAAUUCAGACUUCUGAAGAAAUAAUGUAUUGAUUUGUCAACAAUGUUGCAAGCCGAUUGAGAUCACUCCCUCCGUGAUAAACCUUGUGACUGAAUUGUUUGUGUGCUGUGUAUGCAUGUGUUUGUAAAUGAUGCUCUGUAGAUUAUUUCUCAUGCAUGAACUUGUAAUAAAUUUUCUUGAUUGUAUUCCAUUCAAUUUCUCUGAUCA
Molecule: messenger RNA, 2406 nt
Organism: Cornus florida
Lineage: Eukaryota; Viridiplantae; Streptophyta; Magnoliopsida; Cornales; Cornaceae
Product: mitotic checkpoint serine/threonine-protein kinase BUB1
Exons: 15
Coding region: 499-2091 (530 amino acids)
Biological process (GO): mitotic spindle assembly checkpoint signaling; protein phosphorylation; meiotic sister chromatid cohesion, centromeric
Molecular function (GO): ATP binding; protein kinase activity
Source: RefSeq, a predicted model, not a curated record